CUUGCAUUCACAAGAGAUGGGCUCUGUGGUCUGUGGAAUGAAAUGGUUAAAGAUGGAGAAAUUGUAUACACUGGAACAGAAUCAACCCAGAACGGAUAGCUCCCUCCUGGAAAAGUAGAGACGAGGUUUCACCGUGUUAGCCAGGAUGGUGUCGAUAUCCUGACCUCCUGAUCCACCCGCCAUGGCUUCCCAAAGUGCUGGGAUUACAGGCAUGAGCCACCACGCCCGGCCAAUAUAUUGGUUUCUUUAUGAAAAUUAUACUGGAUCUGUUACAGAUGAUAGUGUCGAACCAAGUGGGACAAAGAAAGAUCUGAAUGACAAAGAGAAAAAAGAUGAAGAAGAAACUCCUGCACCUAUAUAUAGGGCCAAGUCAAUUCUGGACAGCUGGGUAUGGGGCAAGCAACCAGAGUCAUUUUUUACAGGUCAGAACUGUAGAAAUAAUGAGAAAGUGACACUUGUACGCAUAGCUGAUUUGGAGAACCAUAAUAACGAUGGAGGCUUCUGGACUGUGAUUGACGGGAAAGUGUAUGAUAUAAAGGACUUCCAGACACAGUCGUUAACAGAAAAUAGUAUUCUUGCUCAGUUUGCAGGGGAAGACCCAGUGGUAGCUUUGGAAGCUGCUUUGCAGUUUGAAGACACCCGGGAAUCCAUGCACGCAUUUUGUGUUGGCCAGUAUUUGGAGCCUGACCAAGAAAUCGUCACCAUACCAGAUCUGGGGAGUCUCUCUUCACCUCUGAUAGACACAGAGAGGAAUCUGGGCCUGCUUCUCGGAUUACACGCUUCCUAUUUGGCAAUGAGCACACCGCUGUCUCCUGUCGAGAUUGAAUGUGCCAAAUGGCUUCAGUCAUCCAUCUUCUCUGGAGGCCUGCAGACCAGCCAGAUCCACUACAGCUACAACGAGGAGAAAGACGAGGACCACUGCAGCUCCCCAGGGGGCACACCUGCCAGCAAAUCUCGACUCUGCUCCCACAGACGGGCCCUGGGGGACCAUUCCCAGGCAUUUCUGCAAGCCAUUGCAGACAACAACAUUCAGGAUCACAACGUGAAGGACUUUUUGUGUCAAAUAGAAAGGUACUGUAGGCAGUGCCAUUUGACCACACCGAUCAUGUUUCCCCCCGAGCAUCCCGUGGAAGAGGUCGGUCGCUUGCUGUUAUGUUGCCUCUUAAAACAUGAAGAUUUAGGUCAUGUGGCAUUAUCUUUAGUUCAUGCAGGUGCACUUGGUAUUGAGCAAGUAAAGCACAGAACGUUGCCUAAGUCAGUGGUGGAUGUUUGUAGAGUUGUCUACCAAGCAAAAUGUUCGCUCAUUAAGACUCAUCAAGAACAGGACCGUUCUUACAAGGAGGUCUGCGCUCCUGUCAUCGAACGUUUGAGAUUCCUCUUUAAUGAAUUGAGACCUGCUGUUUGUAAUGACCUCUCUAUAAUGUCUAAGUUUAAAUUGUUAAGUUCUUUGCCCCAUUGGAGGAGGAUAGCUCAGAAGAUAAUUCGAGAACCAAGGAAAAAGAGAGUUCCUAAGAAGCCAGAAUCUACGGAUGAUGAAGAAAAAAUUGGAAACGAAGAGAGUGAUUUAGAAGAAGCUUGCAUUUUGCCUCAUAGUCCAAUAAAUGUGGACAAGAGACCCAUUGCAAUUAAAUCACCCAAGGACAAAUGGCAGCCGCUGUUGAGUACUGUUACAGGUGUUCACAAAUACAAGUGGUUGAAGCAGAAUGUGCAGGGUCUUUAUCCGCAGUCUCCACUCCUCAGUACAAUUGCUGAAUUUGCCCUUAAAGAAGAGCCAGUGGAUGUGGAAAAGAGAAAGUGCCUACUAAAACAGUUGGAGAGAGCAGAGGUUCGCCUGGAAGGGAUAGAUACAAUUUUAAAAUUGUAUCUGGUGAGCAAGAAUUUCUUACUUCCAUCUGUGCCAUAUGCAAUGUUUUGUGGAUGGCAAAGACUUAUUCCUGAGGGAAUCGAUAUAGGGGAACCUCUUACUGAUUGUUUAAAGGAUGUUGAUUUGAUCCCGCCUUUUAAUCGGAUGCUGCUGGAAGUCACCUUUGGCAAGCUGUACGCUUGGGCUGUUCAGAACAUUCGAAAUGUUUUGGUGGAUGCCAGUGCCAAAUUUAAAGAGCUUGGUAUCCAGCCGGUUCCCCUGCAAACCAUCACCAAUGAGAACCCAUCGGGACCGAGCCUGGGGACCAUCCCGCAAGCCCACUUCCUCCUGGUGAUGCUCAGCAUGCUCACCCUGCAGCACAGCGCAAACAACCUUGACCUCCUGCUCAAUUCCGGCACGCUGGCCCUCGCUCAGACGGCACUGCGCCUGAUUGGCCCCAGUUGUGACAACGUUGAGGAAGAUAUGAAUGCUUCUGCUCAAGGUGCUUCUGCCACAGUUUUGGAAGAAACAAGGAAGGAAACGGCUCCUGUGCAGCUCCCUGUUUCAGGGCCAGAACUGGCUGCCAUGAUGAAGAUUGGAACAAGGGUCAUGAGAGGAUGGGCCUCCUCCAGGCCUAGGCCGAGUGAUUGGUGAGCUGGGAGAGGACGGGUGGAUAAGAGUCCAGUGGGACACAGGCAGCACCAACUCCUACAGGAUGGGGAAAGAAGGAAAAUACGACCUCAAGCUGGCAGAGCUGCCAGCCCCUGCACAGCCCUCAGCAGAGGAUUCGGACACAGAGGACGACUCUGGUG
Homo sapiens (human) is the source of this 2655-nucleotide messenger RNA. RefSeq names its product putative HERC2-like protein 3. The record is from RefSeq and is a predicted model, not a curated record. The transcript is spliced from 17 exons. Lineage: Eukaryota; Metazoa; Chordata; Mammalia; Primates; Hominidae. Bases 182 to 2497 code for a protein of 771 amino acids.